UUACACAGUGUUUCCUGUUUCACAACGUUGUUGUAUUAUUUUAAAGAGUUUUAUUGUUAUAUUUUGUAAACGGUCUGAUAUUAACAGUUUAUUCGUUUAGUGAUUUAUUAUUAAACAGAAAGUUUGGCUAAGUAUAGAAUAGAAACAGAAAGAGUAAAUUUUGUUGUGUCAGGUGACAAUAGUGAAAUUAAUAAAAUUACUGUUUAGCUGAGGAUAAAAGCAAAAAGAAGAUGCAAGAUGGCGGUUAACCUGUUGACUGCCGCGGUCCUGCUCGCUGCAGCUCCGCUCAUCACUGCACAAGAUGCUGCCACUGCUGGCCAUGAUUGCUCGUACAUGCAAGCGAUUCCGCGGCCGGAACGGCCCAGCGACUGGCCAACGUUCAACUUUGAUGGUCUGAACUGGGCGACGCGGCCGCUGCUGCCCGCCCCGGAGCGCCUGGACCUGUGCAUGGACCAGUACUACCCGCAGUCCGCCACCUCGGGCGUCCAGCUCAUCUUCAUGGACGAGGACGUCGACGGAGAUAUCCCCAUCGCCAAACUCAACUAUCAAGGCACUGCGGCGCCGGUGAUGCACUUCUCCUCGGGUCGCAACGCGCAGCUCGGGGCCGUCAUACGACAGAACGAUGCUGGAGAGUGGUACAUCUACGUCACACAGAGCCAAGAUUUCGAGGAAGGCCAUAUCUACUACUUGUUCGAGAUCUCCGUGGAAGGCGAGAACCUGGUGGCCAGCGUGUCGCUCACCAUCGUCAACAUCGACAACAAGCCGCCGAGGAUUGAGGCCUUCGACGCUUGCCAAGUCGAUGAACUCGGCGAGGCGCGGCUGACGGAGUGCGUGUACAACGUGCACGACCCCGACGGCCAGAUCAGCACCAGCGUGAUGGCGUUCGAGAUCGUCAGCGACCGCGGCGACGAGGACAUCUUCCACAUCCAGGGCCACGUGGACAGCAGCGACUGGUUCACCAUGACCAUGACCAUCGGCAUCAAACAGCCGCUCGACUUCGAGGCCAAUGCGCUGCAUAUUUUCUCAGUUAAAGCUUUGGAUUCCGUGCCAAACAUAGGCCCUGCGUCGGAAGCGUCGAUCAUGGUGCAAGUGCAGAACGUGGAGCACAGGCCUCCGCGCUGGGUGGUGGUGUUCGCCGUGCAGCAGUUCGACGAGAAGACGGCGCAGCAGUUCCCCGUGCGCGCUAUCGACGGCGACAUCGCCAUCAACAAGCCCAUCCACUACGACAUCAUCACCGAGGAGGGAGACGACUUCUUCUCGAUAACGACGCUGGAGGGCGGGCGCGACGGCGGCGUCCUGCACGUGGCGCCCAUCGACCGCGACGCGCUGCAGCGCGAGGUGUUCCGCCUCACGCUGGUCGCUUACAAGUAUGACAACAGGACCUUCGCAACGGAAGCGAACGUGGUGAUAAUCGUGAACGACAUCAACGACCAGUUCCCGGAGCCGCUGCAGGAGGAGUACCGGCUCAGCAUCCCCGAGGAGACGCCGCUCACGCUCAACUUCGGCGACCAGCUGUUCGGCUUCCAUGACCGGGACCUGGGUGAAAACGCCCAAUACGACGUGCGGCUGGUGAGCGUGCGCCCCGAGAACGUGGCCGCAGCCUUCUACGUGGCGCCCGAGGUGGGCUACCAGCAGCAGACCUUCAUCAUGGGCACCGUGAACCACGCCAUGCUGGACUACGAGGUGCCGGAGUUCCAGCACAUUGAGAUCCAAGUCGUCGCAACGGACAGGAUGAACACGUCGAUGCAGGGCAUCGCCACGGUCUACAUCGACCUGAUCAACUGGAACGACGAGGAGCCCAUCUUCGAGGCGGAGGCCCACAGCGUGAGCUUCGAGGAGACGGUCGGCGCCGGCUUCCACGUGGCCACCGUCAGGGCUAACGACCGGGACAUAGGGGACAGGGUCGAGCACUCCCUGAUGGGAAACGCUGCAGAGUUCCUGCGCAUCGACGAGACGACGGGCGACAUCGUCGUGUCCGUGGACGAAGCCUUCGACUACCACCGCCAGAACGAGUUCUUCAUUCAGAUACGAGCUGUGGAUACUCUCGGCGAGGGCCCCUACCACACGGAGACCAACACGCUGACCAUCAACGUGCUGGACAUCAACAACACGCCGCCGAGCCUGCGGCUGCCCCGCGGCAGUCCCCAGGUGGAGGAGAACGUGCCGGAAGGCUACGUGAUCACGACGAGCAUCACGGCCACGGACCCCGACACCACGGCCUACCUGCGCUUCCACAUCGACUGGGACACCUCCUACGCCACCAAGCAGGGCCGGGAGACGCCUGCCGUCGAGUUCCACAACUGCGUGGAGAUGAUCACAGUGCACAACGAGGGCAACACUGGGUCAGCGAACGGGCACCUCCUCGUCAAGGAGAUCCGGGACGGCGUCACCAUCGACUUCGAGGAGUUCGAGGUGCUGUACCUCACUGUGCGGGUUGUGGACGAGAAUACAGUCAUCGGGGACGACUCGGAUGAGAUGACGUUCACCAUAAUAAUCAUCGACAUGAACGACAACUGGCCGAUCUGGUCGGCGGGCACGCUGGAGCAGCGGUUCCUGGUGCGCGAGAACGCCACCAGCGGCGUCGUCGUGGGCUCCGUGCUCGCCACCGACAUCGACGGCCCGCUCUACAACCAAGUGCGAUACUUUAUCCAACCGAUCCGUGACACUCCGGAAGACCUGAUGCACAUAGACUUCCGCACAGGCCAGCUGACAGUCGGGCUGAACCACGCCAUCGACGCCGACAUCCCGCCGCGCGAGCACCUGUACUACACCGUCACCGCCAGCGACCGCUGCUUCGAGGAGGACCCGGCGGACUGCCCCGACGACCCCACCUACUGGGAGACGCCCGGAGAAAUCUCGAUCUACAUCACGGACACCAACAACAAGGAGCCGCGGCCCGACUACACGCAGUUCCAGGUCGAGGUGGAGAUCUACGAGGACGCCGCCGAGGGCAGCGAGGUGGUGCAGCUGGUGGCCACGGACCAGGACCGAGAGGCGAUGUACCACACGGUCCGGUACCAGAUCAACUACGUGAUCGACCCGGACCUGCGGAGGUUCUUCGCCGUGGAGCAGGACACCGGCCGCGUGUACAUCGACUUCACUACCGACGCUGUCUUGGACAGGGACGGUGAGGAGCCCACACACAGGAUUUUCAUCAAUCUGAUAGACAACCUUUAUUCUGAAGGAGAGGGCGCCAGCAACACCGUGGCCAUCGAGGUGCUGGUGAUCCUGCUGGACGUGAACGACAACGCGCCCGAGCUGCCCUCGCCCGACCUGAGGAGCUGGCCCGUCUCCGAGGGACUCACUCAGGGCGUGCGGCUGUCCCCCGACAUCCACGCGCACGACCGCGACCAGCCGUUCACGGACAACUCGCGCGUGGCGUACGAGGUGGUCGGCCACCGCGCGCUCGACCGCGACGUCUCCGUCCCGGACCUCUUCACCAUCGUCACCGUGCCCAACGAGGAGCUCUGGGAGUUCCGGGGCGAGCUGGAGACCGCCAUGGACUUGAGGGGCUACUGGGGCACCUAUGAGAUACGUAUUCGGGCGUACGACCACGGCGACCCGAUGCUGGACUCCUUCGAGUGGUACCAGGUGUCCAUCGCGCCCUACAACUUCCAUGCGCCCGAGUUCGUGUUCCCGCUCACAGGGACUACUGUGCGGCUUUCAAAGGAGCGGUCAGCGAACGGUCCGCUGGUGACGGUGGCGGACGCGUUCCUGGAGAGCCUGCACGCGACCGACGAGGACGGCCUGCACGCCGGCGAGGUGGACUUCUCCGUCGUCGGCAACGCUGAUGCCAUACAAUAUUUCGAGAUCGAUAAUCUCGGAGACAACAGAGGCGAGCUGAGGCUGGCGCGCACCUUCGAUGAAGAUGUCAGGGAGUUCCAAGUGACGAUCAGAGCCACGGACCGCGGCACGGAGCCCGGCCCGCGCUCCACCGACACCCUCCUCACCGUGGUGUUCGUGCCCUCGCUGGCAGACCCCACCUUCGCUAACGACGCCUUCACUGUAGCAUUCAUGGAGCAACAAGUGAAUGAAGCACAGCAACUUCCGCUGGCUGAGGACUUGAAGAACUACCGUUGCGAGGUGGACGCCUGCUACUCCAUCUACUACAGAAUUGUUGAUGGCAACAGUGAAGGUCACUUCGAGCUGGAAGCGUCGACCAACGCGCUGAGGGUCGUGCGAGCGCUGGACCGAGAAGUGGCCUCGUCGCACCAGCUGGUGGUGGCCGCCACCAACUCGCCCACCGCCACCCCCACCCAGGGCUCGCUGCUCACCGUCACCGUUCUGGUCCGAGAAUCGAAUCCUCGGCCGACCUUCGUAAGGAGUCUCUACACCGCCGGCAUCUCAACCCUGGACACCAUCGGCAGAGAGCUGCUGACCGUGCAGGCUACCCACUCCGAGAAUGCUCUCCUGACUUACGAGAUCGACUCAGACAGCAUGCAGGUGGACAGCAGCCUGGAGACGGUGCGCCAGCACGCCUUCCAGCUGCACCCGCAGACCGGCGUGCUGACGCUGCAGAUCCAGCCCACCGCCAACAUGCACGGCAUGUUCGAGUUCGACGUCGUGGCCGCGGACCCCGCUGGAGAGACCGACAGGGCGGAGGUGAAGGUGUACCUGAUCUCGUCCCGGAACCGCGUCUCCUUCAUAUUCGUCAACACGGUCGAAGAGAUUGAAGCCAACAGAGACUUCAUUGCGGAGACGUUCUCGACGGCGUUCGAGAUGACGUGCAACAUCGACCAGGUGACGCCGAACACAGACGACAGCGGCGUGGCGCUCGCCGACCAGACCGACGUGCGCGCGCACCUCAUCCGCGGCGACAUCCCCGUGCCCGCCGAGGAGAUCGAGCUCAUCCGCGCGGACACGCAGCUGCUGUUCACGGUGCAGAUCGCGCUGCGCACGCGCCAGCUGCAGCUGCUGGACUUCGUGACGGAGCUGAGCCCCGACGCGGGCGCGGACGCCAGCCUCCUCACCAUCUACGUGCUCGCCGCGCUCUCCGCCGUGCUCGGCUUCCUCUGCCUGCUGCUGCUGAUCACCUUCAUCAUCAGGACCAGGACACUAAACCGUCGCCUGGAGGCGCUGUCGAUGACGAAGUACGGCUCCGUGGACUCGGGCCUGAACCGCGCCGGGCUCGCGGCGCCCGGCACCAACAAGUACGCCACGGAGGGCGCCAAUCCCAUCUGGAACGAGACCUUCAAGGCCCCAGACUUUGACGCUAUCAGUGACGCGUCGGGCGACUCGGACCUGAUCGGCAUCGAGGACCUGCCGCAGUUCCGCAGCGACUUCCUCCCGCCCGCGGACGCCAGCUCGCAGCAAGGCUUCAGUGAUCCGGCGGGUGUGCACCGGGACCUGCCCACCCACAGCAACAACUUCGGCUUCUACUCCAGCCCCUUCAGCCAGGACUUCGCCGAGCGCCAGUUCCGGAGGAACUGACGCCGUCACCAGCUCACCUAGUGGAAUUGUUAGGAAAAUGUUCAAUAGUAAUCCUUCAAAAAAUGAUUCUUAAGCUACAAGUGCGUAAGGACCCUUCUCUGUUGAAGAGCUAUAAUUAUAUAUUUUAUUCUGGAAAGACAAAAUGGUACUUACGCAGUUACAUCCAUCCACACUGCCGAACGCGCAAUCAUUCUCGAUAGAUCCAGUCUUUAGAUCUAAAAUGGUUCUAACGAAACUUAUUUUUCUUCAUAAAACCAAAUGUUUUUUUUGUUUUUGUACAUUUUACGAAUGGGCGCACUUUCAUUUGAUACCUACUUAAUUAACUAUGUAUCUAAUUUGUUUGCAAUGAAGGUAAAUAAUAUUAUAAUGUUAUGUAUGUAUAUUUGUACAAAGUUGUGAUAGUAAUAAGCUAAUACUUAAGAGUAAUAUGUAAAUAAAUAUGAUUUUUUAGUUUCA
Molecule: messenger RNA, 5886 nt
Organism: Leguminivora glycinivorella
Lineage: Eukaryota; Metazoa; Arthropoda; Insecta; Lepidoptera; Tortricidae
Gene: Btr175
Product: protocadherin Fat 1-like
Exons: 38
Coding region: 238-5430 (1730 amino acids)
Biological process (GO): homophilic cell-cell adhesion
Cellular component (GO): catenin complex; plasma membrane
Molecular function (GO): calcium ion binding; cadherin binding
Source: RefSeq, a predicted model, not a curated record